Messenger RNA from Schizosaccharomyces japonicus yFS275, 3140 nucleotides. RefSeq lists its product as hypothetical. The record is from RefSeq and is a predicted model, not a curated record. The transcript has a single exon. The coding region runs from base 708 to 1316 and encodes 202 amino acids. NCBI's taxonomy places the organism in Eukaryota, Fungi, Ascomycota, Schizosaccharomycetes, Schizosaccharomycetales, Schizosaccharomycetaceae.
CAUUCUAAAAAAGGGUUACCAACUUGGGGCAUCUUUUUCUGUUUUUGCUUCAAAAUUAUGUGAACUAUUCCUGUUUUUCAAACGAUUUGUCAUCGGUCUGCUGUUGACAUUUGUCCUAUCACUCCAGUACUCCAGUGUUCACUCUGGUAUUUUGACACUCCAAAUUAUUAUGACAGAGGACAAUGCGAUCAAUGAACUUAGUAUUCCAAAAUAAUAAAAACAAGAUACCCUUGAGUCUUGCUCAAUAUCCAAGCAGCACGGAAGAAAACCGAAUGCAUAAACAAAUAAUGCAAAUAUUGAAAUCGAUGCCACAAUAAAAAGGCGAUGAUUAAUAGUGACAGCUACUGAAGAACGGUCGUCUUGGUUUUCUUGCACGUCGCUCCUUUUCCGGUGCAAUUCGGGUUCCAACAAACGAUUCUGCGACAUGAUCUGUGAAUGGAAGCAGAAAUAAAAUUAAUGUCUCAGGUAUUGGCAUACACUUCUCUGAUACUACGGUAUUUUGAGUAAGAAUGACGAAUUGCCACUUUUUUUUCGCUGCCAACGGCUAUGGUUACAGCCUUUUGUCUGUUACACCGGCGUUUUGUGAAAAGAACGCUCAAAAAUCUAUUAAUUAGAAUACAGCAGGCUUUUGCGAGACUGCCCAGUGCUACUUUACCAGGCAACUGUGAAUCUUUGACAAAAAAAAAAUCAAACUAGUGUCGGUGCCAAUGGAAACAUCAAGUACCCAUCCUACUUCAAUUACUCUGGAUGUUCAAAGGGAAUUAACAAAAUGUCUUUUUUAUCGUAAGUGGCUCAGGCUGUUAACAACUUCGGUACUGCUUCCCCUGUCGCUAUCAAACUUUCUUUGGUCGGCGCUCUUAAGAAAGUAUCCCGAGUCUUUGGUGCUCCAAAAAUGUUACAUUAUAUGCUCACUGUUAACGGGUUUUGUUCAAUUCGUUUGCGAAGCAGUAGUAUUUUUUAGCAUGGCGAAACUAGAAGAACGUUUAAAAAAAUAUAACAAGACGGAAUACGAAUUGCCUCAAUAUGAAGAAACAUCUACCACGGCUAAGUCUACCAGUAUUGAACACGUGGAGGAAAACCAUAACGACGACUAUCUAAUACUGAAUGCUUUAAAUAGUCGCUUAAGCUAUAUAACGGGGUCUGGAUUAUUUACGCCUUAUAUUUAUCUUGUAUGGUGUUUAGGUUUAGAUACUUAUUCUUACGAACUAACCUGUUUUCUUUUUGGGAUAUUUACUUCUUGGCUUUUUUUGAUGCAUAUUUUUUUCCUGUGGAAGCCCGUCAGAAUAAUAGCACAUCCUCUAGCAACCCAACUUUGAACGGUGAAAACAUUACACUUGUGUUCGGUUCAAGGGCAUAACUUUCGUCUGUCUAAAUUUCACUGGUCUAUAAAGUGCACUCGAUAUAAGUAAUAAUCAUAAAGCGAGAAAAAGUGUAUACUAAUAUGUAAUCCCAUUGUCAAUUGAACAAGAACAAGAAGCAUGCAGUUAAAUUACUAAACUGUGUAUUACCGUGCUAAACACAAUAUACCAAUGACUUGAUGGAGGGUUUCCUUUGACAAGCUUCAGUCAGUCAAUAGCUGCUAUCCUUGAAAGGCAAUGGAUAUUCCCCGUAGUUACAAGUAACUCUCGUUUCAUAGACUGUUAUUGCUAGUCUAAAGGGGAUAGAGCGAGAGUGAAAGCUUCACAGAACGAUACAACAAAUUCCAAGACACAGCUUAGUAACAUCUUAUUGUUUAUCUUACUUGUGAAUUUGCUAAAAUUUAACUGCAAUACUAGCCACUGUGAUGUUUCAUUCGCUCUUCUUCAAUUAAGCCAGUAAUCACAAUAACAAUUGAGAUUCCAUACCCUGCACUUGAGCAACGUUUUUACGCGCACACAAAAGGUCUAUGGCAAUUCGGAUUCCACUAAACGAUCCUACGGCGUGAUUAACGAAAGAAAGAAGAAUAACAGCCAAUAUCAGAAGGUGUCGGCAGACACCUUCUGAUGCUACGAAAUUUUUACCAUUGGGUGACGAAUUGCCACUUUUUCUUUAUUAUUACUACCAAUAACAUAUUGAGCCUUUUGUUUUCUACACCGCUGCUUUUGACAAUAAAACCUUCUAAUAUUGUCUUGACACGAGGCAAGCUGCUACAGUAAGAUCAAUUGCUCUUUAUAUAUCAGGAAAUACGCCAAAACGAACGCUGACGUUAAUGGAUACAUCAACGAUAUCGUCCAUUCAUGGUGUUCGCAUCUACAGAGACAAAGCAACACUCUCUUUUGAACAGCUCAAACAUUUCAGGUUGCUAUCUAUUGUUUUAUUAUUUCUCUCUUUGUUGAAUUUUCUCUGGUCACUGUUAUUUAAGUAUUUUUCCGUGUCUCGGUUGCUUUUGCUAGUUUCAAAUGUAUGUUAUCUAGGUUCCUGGUCCAUUCAUAUCUAUAUUGUCACAUUUACGCGUUUGUUUGAAGAUGAAAAGAAAGUCAACGAGGAGCCUGAUCAGCCGCCACCGCCUUACGAAGGUCCAUCAAGCAUGACAAAUCAAACAAUUGUUUAACAAAUACUUUAUGGCACGACUUUUGUGACCCUUAGAAAGUGACACACUGAGGGUUAGUCUAUAAACAGGCUUCGUAGAAUCAUUCUUGCAGAGAAACUGAACAGGUCUUAUAACUAUCGUGACCCCUUAGAUGUGCGUACGAUUACGGAUGAAACAAAUUCAGAAUGACCUGAGAAACAUAGUGAUUUUUUUUCUAUUACUGGUACUUAUAUAAGACACUCCUUUUUUACAUGAAACAACUGCACUACGAAUAAACAACAAGACACCGUCAGAUCCGUAGUUUAAUUUACUCUAUUCUUCCUUUAAUCACAUAUAUCGUUACCAUGGGAAAGAAGAUUCCUUAGUUGGAAGUUUAGAAUUAAAAAAGGAAAUAGAACGUGCAUAAGUAUGUUAUUCUUAGAGUUGAAUGAAACGCGUAAACUGGAAGACGGUAUAAGAAUGAACUGUUAUUAGCACAUUUAGGGAGAUAAAAAGACGUUAACCAUUAAAUGGACACUCUCCCAAGAUAAUAUAAUGGAUUGUUUAGGUAAUAUGAACACGCAUGAUUCACUACUAAAACCAUUGAACACCAUAGAGUUCUUUCAAUUAAGACCCAAACUUAUUAGUUCUG